UUAGAAAAAAACAUUGAAAAUGUUCUUAAGUUUCUUUCUAUAACUUAAUUGAGAAAUAAAGUUAAGGAAGAAAUGGCAUUUAACCUUGUUAAGAAUAACAAAAAAAUUUUGUGAAUCCGGGCCCUGUAUAUUUUCGCUCCAAACCUAAUCUAGCACACCUGAUUCUAAUAAUUAGCUAGUUGAUGAGCUGAAUCAGGUUGGUUACAACUGGGGUUGGAGUGAGAACCUACAGGAGGGUAGCUCCCCAGGAAUAGGGUUGGAGAACCCUGCUCUAGAGCCUUCAAAGAAAGGAGGGUACGUAUGCAAAUAAAAGAUGACUGGUCAUUGGUCUGAAUAAUCAGAUCAGAUUGUGAUGUCAUGCUGUGGGCAAAAACUCUACCACCUGAACAACACAUAAGACUUAUUUCAACCUCAUGGUGUGGAAAUAUAUUUUUUUAUUGCACUGCCCCUUUAGCAUUAAAGGAUUACAUUUCCACCACUCAAAACCAUAUCUGCAUCCAUAUUCUAUUCAGACCUCUCAGGAAGUUAUGGGUAUUUGUUGCCUCUAAGGAGUGACUUUAAUGACAUUCUGUGAAUGAAGUGGUCUUGAAAUUCAAUGGAAAUUGGUGGACGUGCUGGGAACGAGUGUGAAGUGUUGGAAUCUGUGGCAUUGUGGGGUUAGGGCCAGGGUGAUGCAAGGGAAAGGCAGAACAGCAUGCCUCUAUUGAGCCACUGACAGUUGAGCUUUGGUACUUGAUUAUAGUCUCAGGGUGUGUGAUACUCGUGACUGUCACCUCGGUGAAUGAUGCUUCAAUUUAGUCCAUUGGCAUGUCAUGUUCACACAGCAGCACGCUUACUGUUCCCCUAAAUAAUGUUGCAUAAAGUUUUAUGAAUAUUUAGUUCAGAUGCUGUACUCAUUUGAUUAGACCUAGACAAUUUUCUCUGUAACCUUUUAUGUUGAGGUCAGAGGACCUCUUUUACAAGGGUUACCUUGCUAUACUGCAGUUAAACUCGCCAUUAUUUCUCUAGCCCAGUAUGCCUUUAAAAUAAUUCUCUGCUGAUUUUGUUGUCUUUUUUCUCUGAUGUAUGUAACAUACCCAGAAGGUCUAAUACUGGACUGUAUUACCACACAGGGUGGCACUACGUUUGGCAGUCUCAUAGUCAACAUGUCUAGUCGUUGCUGCCCCACCCCCUGCAGUACAGACAUCCAGACUAAACAGUAACCCACUCUGACCAUUCUGUUGCUGUAAUACAUUGACCUGAAAGGAACUGUGAACUUCCUCUCAGAUGAGCAGGGAAAGAUAGAGAAGAGGACCUAACCCUCAUGUCAUAGGAAUUUAUAAUGAAAUACAAUGGUAAUUGAUGAGUACCUAUAGGUUAGACUAAUGGUUCACUGUCUGAUAUGAUGUUAAUUCAUACAUUCACAACAUAAUUUAUUUUAUGGACCUCCCAAAUCCUAUUUUGAGUUAUCACUGAAAAGGGAUGGAUCCGAGUGAAAAAUACUGGAUCAUAAUCAGUACACACUAAAUAAGAGCAAAUGUUUUAAGAAUAUUUUUUUUGAGCCAUUCAAUUAAAGGGAGUAAUGUUAGAAAUGUCCUGAAUAGCACUGUCUUUUAUCCUCAACAACACCAAACCCAUUUUGCAUGAGGCUACUUCCCCCAUCUUUUGUGUGAUGUGCGUGUGGUAAAACCCAUGCUCCCAAAACACAUUUGAAGUGCUCGUUAGACUCUUAAAAGCAGUCCCACUGGUUAGCAAGUGUAUUUCUCUUGGCCAAAAAUAUCCAGCACCCCACAGAAUGCUAAGUAGAGGGCAUGUGUCAGCGACGAGGUCCUUGGCGGUGCUUUCUGUGAAGCGGUGUUGAUGGCUUUAAGUGCAGCCAAUGUGGUAAUGAGUGGGGAGGGUUGUAUUCCUGCAGAUCACAGCUAUCUUUGGUUUGGAUGCUGGAGUGGCAGUCGGAGACUGUGGUUACAACCCAAAUGGCACCCUAUGCACUAGUUUCGUCAAAAGUAGUGCACUAUAUAGGGAAUUGCCAGGGUGUUAUUUGGGAGGUAACCUGUGCUGUCCACAUCAGAGAUGUUCCAGUCUCUGCUUUGGCUAAUUUCAAAUACAUUUCCAUUACACAUCUUCAUUAUGGGAGCCUCACAAGGCCACACAGACACCAACCAGAAGGGCGGGAGAGUUCAGUAACCCUGAGAGUCUUGUUUACUUGGAGUUCUCAAAACCUCUUUCAACUGGCAAUUACUUUUCAAGGCACCAGUAAUUUAGAAUAAUUGUGAACAGCUAAUUACCGAUGCCGGAGCUAGAGCGAGUAAAGUUGCUAAAUGUUACGUUUGAAAAAGGUCUGACUGUUUCGUUCUCACUCUGGCAGCUGACUGAGGGUAAUGCUAAGUUGCUACGUAUAGCCUAGCAAUUCCGUUAUGUUGUUAUAGAGACACAAUAACAUUCAGGGAAUGUGUUAUUGCCGGCUGCUAUGUUCCCUUCAACAAAACACUAUUUGUGUCUCUCUGUGAUUUCUGGUUGACACAACCCAUCCUUUAAUGUCCUCUGUGAACCAAGGCAGGGUUUGUUUUGUGCCGGACUGGAGCAUGUAUGUCUCUCUGCACUCUGCAGCACUCAUGGCAAUGUCCUGGGUGUCAGCAGACAUUGGCCUAGUCUAAGACACUGACCCCAGAGGGUACUCGUAGAACGAGAGAGAGGGGAAGAGUGCACGGCCUAGUCACCCAUGAGGUUUUUGUUGUCAAGGUUGGUUGAGUGCUAGUGUAAAAGCAGAAUAUCCUACUUCCAGCUUUUUCCUGAGACAUGGUUCACUGCCACAUUCAGUGCACAUGAGUUUCCUGUGUGAAUGGGCUGGACUGUGGGGGGGGAUCACCACAACAACAACCCCUCAGUCGCCUGUGUAUACUCAGCUCCCACACCCAAUAUAGACCAAGGAGUCGUCCCACAAUUCACUCUAUUCCCUUUUUAUAGUGCACUACUUUUGACCAGGGCUAUUGGGAAUAGGGUGCCAUUUGGGACACGAAACCGGAAAGUGCGGUGAUGGAAAUCUACAGGGCCUUAUAGAAAGGCUUAAGGGGGCGGCUCUCCUCAAUCCCAUGGAAAUCUUAUAUAUGUCGAACAAAGCACUGUGUGGCUGUGCAACACAUCUCCCUUCUCUUCUUGGGCCAGCUAUAUUUGCCUCACAUUUUGUCUUUGUACACAAGUCCGAUCUUUUGAUUGUACAGUGAGUUAAUUGUGGAAUGUGCCAGCCUUUUUGGCAAUUGGGCAAGACCUCAGAAACUACCCUACCUUUAGUUUAUAACUACUUUUCUACCAGGAUCAUUUAUGAACUUGGAGCGCCUGGGGUUUAAAGUCUGUUUAGUAAUGGAAUUGGCUGAACCAGAUAUCUGCCUCCUUUUUUUUCUUUCUUUUUUAACUGCUGCUGUCUUGGUGCCAUGUCUUUGGUGAUUUGAUACCCUGCUGUCUGGGAAUUGUGGGGGCUUGUUCAGGGUCUCUAGGCGCCAGCAUUCUUUGAGAGACGGAGUGAAUAUCAGGAUUUUGAGUAUGUGAGCCAUGCAGUGGUAGAGCAGGUGCUGUGUGUCCACACAUUCUGAUUCCCACCACUAUGUUCUUCCCUCCCUGGUGGGCACUGGGCAUUUUAGGUCCUCCUCUGGCUCACACACUCCUACUCAUACCAAAGGACUCAGACACACCAAUAGUGUUUGCUGGUCGAGAGUACUUAGCACCUCAAAGUAAUUUGCGCACAAAUUUUACAUGUAGAAUCGUGUAGAUAAAUGUUGUCAGUCAGACAUCUAAAGUGGGUGGUCCCUAAUGCCUGGACACUACAUGACUUUCAAAAGCCUAAUAUCUCUGAGCCGCUCACAUUAAACGACCAUCUCUCCUGUUUUUUUUGUCUUGCCAACCUAGUUGUGCGCACACUAAACUAUCUGGCACAGACGGGGUGUCACACUCUGCAAGACUCUUCUCUUGCUCGUGAGGAUUCUUGAUACCACUACGCUGUCUCGCGAAAACAGCAAUGCGAUUAGAUUGUAGCUAGAACGAGCUGUGGCUCAAAGCAGCCUCUAACAUUUUCAGUCACACUCACAAAUCAAGUAAAAUUUUAUGUCACAUGGCCUAAUACAACAGGUGUUGCCCUUACCACGCAUGCCGUACAGAGUUGAAAUAUCUAGCCAACAUUUUGAAUUGAAAAACAUUGCUUGUGAUCAUCAGAGCUAUAAUGAUUUGAUGCUUUGGUUAAAGGCAAGUACAAACGCUUCUGCUCAAGAGUCUACACAUUCUGGGUGAUGCGAAACAACAUCAGCAUCUCAAGGGCUAUUGCUGACCACCAUUCUCAAAACUAGUUGUUGCACAUCUCACACUACAAGAGCAUUGCAGAUUUUGUGCAAACGUGUUUAAAAACUUCAGGAUGUCUGGGACUGCUCAAAGAUCAGUAGCCCUCAGAUUGCGUCUUUGACCUGCUCACAUGAAACAAGCGUUGUGGCAGCCGCACACCCAGACUAGGCAACGACAUGGUGAUUUUAUCUCCGAUCUCAAACUUUUCUGGGACGGUGUUUUAAGCUGGGUGUAGUGGUACAUAAAAACAGGUAAAUAUUGUACAAUCCAGGUGUGCAAGGCUCUUAGAGUUACCCAGAAAGACUCACAGCUGUGAUCUCUGCCAAAUGUGAUUCUAACAUAUCUUGACUCAGGGGGUUGAAUACUUAUCUAAUUAAGAUAUAUUAGUGUUUUAUUUUCAAAUGUUUUAUGUUAGCAUUUUUCUUCCACUUUGACAUUAAGACUAUUUUGUGUAGAUCGUUGAUAAAAAAUUAUAAUUCAAUCCAUUUUAAUCCCACUAUGUAACAAAACAAAAUGUGGAAAAAGUCAAGUGGUGUGAAUACUUUCUUUCUGAAGGCACUGUAAGUGAAUCUUUAAGUUAUUUGAAGUCUUCUAAACCAGUGGUUCCCAAACUUUGUGUGGGUGUUUUAAAGGAACUCCUUCCGGCUUUCAACGUUGUUAUAGUAGAAUGCAAAAGAUACAAUUUCGAAAUUGGGUAGUACAUCAUCAGUUUUCCUCUUGUCAUGUCAGUCAUUGCAGAACUUAGAGAGCUAUUGCUGCAAUAUUUUAUCUACCAACAAGAGGGGAGUGAACAGGUCUUGUGCCCAUAGAAAUUACGUGGCGCGCGCUUGCAGGAUGUUCUCUAAUGCCUGAGUGAAGAAGGUUGGGAACCCCUGCUCUAAACUGCUGUAUGGAUUUAAAAUCAAAUGCUUAACUCAUUUGGAUAUGCAUAGUUCCAAGACAACUUACUGAAGUGGUCAGGAGAGGGCAGUAAAUGUACAUUCUAACAAAUCAGUAUCAAUGUUUAUGCAUGUAUUAAAACUUGUGUCUGAAUAUGGUAAAUUAAUUACUUAUACAUUUGGUGUGGUUCUCUUUAACAAACCUUUACUGAGCUGUAGCAAAAGUUUUAUAGCCAUGGUAACAUUUAUGUGAAGAUAUAGGAACAAAACAUUAGACUUACAACUUACAAUGAUUCACUCUUAUUACUUCUUUAACAUCUGCUAAACACGUGUAUGUGACCAAUAACAUUUUAUGAAAAUGGUAUCAACCACUUACAAAUAAUUGUGAUUGAGGUGUUCUUGUGAAAUCAAUAAUGUCAGACUGAUAAAAUGCGCAUUGAUAUUUGACACAAUCGGUUCGUGUUAGCCUAAUCUCUCUUCAUACUGUACCUGGUUUUCACCUCGCACCUUGAUAAGGGACUAAUUGAAAUGUAACAAUUCCCAUUAUCAUCAUUGUUUACACAUUUCAAAGCAGUGCAUUAAAUCGCGUCCUGUCCUGAAGGUUCAGCAGUGCACAGGUAUGCACCAUGCGCGCCUUCGCAAACUACUCCCCUUUUCGUGGUUGAGUCAUCCUUCUCCUACCUUACUUCUAAUCACAGUUCUCCUUUCAAUCACUUCUAUUCAAGUGGGGAAUACGAGAAUAGUUAGGCAGUUUUCAGGAGUCUACUUUUGAACCAAAUUAUUGAAAAUGUAAGUGCAUUUCCUUUUAAUGUGCUUUAAUUUUACACACAGCAUAUGUAUGCAAACUGUUGUCCGACUUGUUGUCCAGUUGAAGUGAACAUUUAGUUCACUGUUUAUAGUCAAAAUACUUUAUAUAUUUUUAUCAUGAAACGUAACCUAUGCUGAGAGUAAUUUAUUUUGUUGUAAUUCCCUGUCCACUAUCAUUUACUAGGAGAACCAAGUUUGUAUUGAAAUAGAAAAAGCUUGUUGCGUAAUGCCCUGUAAUUAUAAUUUUUUUGACCAUCUUCAUUUUAGUUGACCCAGUAACCAUGGCUUUUGGAACCAUGUGGGGGGACGUGUAGACGUGUUCGGUUUUAAAUGGUUUCUUGAAAGUGACGGGGGCUGUUUCAAUUGGUAUACUGUCUUUAUGCUUCAUGUAAGCUACCAGGGGAGAUAAUGGACACUUGAUUGACGCGGAAUGAAUCAUUUCCUGUUUAACGCCUACGUCAGUAUUUUGUUGAAAUGUUUAGACUUUGUUUUUUGUGUCUACCUUUGCCUCGCUGUAUACCUUAUCAUUUGGCUUUAUAGAUAUUGAGGUUCGAGUCUUAUAAUCAUGAAUAGCCCAUUCACAGUCUUGGGUAAAAUAUAUUAUGCCCCUGUUUUAUUAUAACAUUUAUUGCGUGUUUUAUAUAAAGAAUUCACUAAGAUAAUAAAUAUCGUGGCAGCUUUUCCACAAAACAACCUGCCUUGCAUACUAUAGACCGGAGAUUGGAAUUUCAUUCCGUUAUAACCUCAUCCCACAUGUCUCAAUAUGUGCAUUGCAUUGGGAUUCAAGAGGUUUCGGGAUAAUAAACACAUUGUUAUCAUUUACGCCUUCUGCACACAGUAGCAUCAGCCAAUUUAAACUACCCUUGCUUUUUUCUCUCUCUUAAGUAAUCAUUGCCUAAACUGAGAUUUGCAGUCAGUCACUCUGAUGUGGAAGUUUCACAAACCGCUUUAGUCACAGGAAGCUCCCUAGACUCUGUAUAGCAAGAGUCGUAUGUCGUACUAGUCUUGCAUUGGACACAGUGUAUGGAUCUGGGAUCAAGGUGAUGUCAGCAGGAUCAUGUCAUACCUGAGUCAUUCCACCAACUGGCCUCUAGCUGAAGGAGCCAAAAUGGCUCCAAGGACAUGGUCAACCAAAGUAGCAUUUGGUUGGAGAAACUCCGGUAGUGGACCGACUGAAUAUGACCCGGUACGGCCAGAAGACUGGCCACCCCUCAGCACCUUGUUCCUCUCUAGAUUUCUUCCUAGGAUCCUGCCUUCUAGGGAGAUUUUCCUAGCCACUGCUUCUGCAUUGCUUUGGGGGUUUGGGCUGGGUAUCUGUAAAUCAAUAUGUAAAGCACUUUGUGACAACUGCUGAUGUAAAAAGGUGCACAAUCUCUAAUGUUAAGGAAGUCUCAAGGUUCUGCUCGCCUGAGUUAGAAUACCUCAUGAUAAGCUGUAGACCAUACUAUUUACCAAGAGUUUUCAUCUAUAUUAGCAGUCUAUUUACCACCAAUAACCAUUGCUAGCACUAAGACCGCACUCAACGAGCUGUAUAGGGCCAUACGCAAAAAAGAAAAUGCUCAUCCAGAGGCGGCGCUCCUAGAGGCCGAUUAGUUUUCCUGCAUUAAAAUAAUCUGUUUUACCUCAUUUCUACCAGAAUGUCAUCUGUGUAACGAGGCGAAAAAAACUCUUGACCACCUUAACUCCACACAGAGACACAUACAAAGCUCUUCCUCACCCUCAAUUUGGCAAAUCUGACCUUAACACUAUCCUUCUGAUUCCUGCUUACAAGCAGAAACUCAAACCGGAAGUACCAGUGACACGCUCAAUACACAAGUGGGCAGAUGCUGAGCUACAGGACUUUUUUGCUAGCACAGACUAGAACAUUUUACAGGAUUCAUCCGAUGGUAUUGAGUAGUUUACCACGUCAGUCACCGGCUUCGUUAACCUUUCUGGCGCAAGCGUUCCGCUAGCGACCGACCUCGACAACAUCUGGUGAAAUUGCAGAACGUGAAAUUCAAAUUAUAGAAAUAUAUAACAUUCAUGAAAAUACAAGUAUCAUAAAUCAAAAUAAAGCUUAACUUCUUGUUAAUCCAGCCGCUGUGUCCGAUUUCAAAAAGGCUUUACGGCGAAAGCACAACAUGCGAUUAUCUGAGGACAGCUCCCCGCAUACAAAAGCAUGAAAAACAUAUUUCAACCAGGCAGGUGCGGCACGAAAGUCAGAAAUAGCGAUAUAAUAAAUGCCUUUCCUUUGAAGAUCUUCUUCUGUUGGAACUCCAAAAGGUCCCAGCUACAUCACAAAAGGUCCUUUUGUUUGAUAAAGUCCUUCUUUAUAACCCCAAAAACUCCGUUUAGCUGGUGCGCUUCAUUCAAUAAUCCACCGGUUUCCCUCCUUCUAAAUGCAUACAAAAUGAAUCCCAAACGUUACCAAUAAACUUCACCAAACAUGUCAAACAACGUUUAUAAUCAAACCUCAGGUACCCUAAUACAUAAAUAAACUAUCAAAUUUAAGACGGAGAAUCGUUAUUGCCUUUUCCGGAGAUAAACAGCAAAGAACGCGCUCUCAUCCACGCGCAUGUAAAACACUACAGCCAAAAUGGGAGCCACUUAGAAAAACUACAAAUUCUAGAUAAUUGUUCCAAAAACAAGCCUGAAACUCUUUCUAAAGACUUUACAUCUAGUGGAAGCCCUAGGAACUGCAAUCUGGGAGGAUUUCGCCUCAUAAUAAACAUGACAGCCAUUGGAAACAGUGGUAGACUGAAAAUAUUUAUUUUUUUGGAUGGUUUGUCCUCUGGGUUUCGCCUGCCAUAUCAGUUCUGUUAUACUCACAGACAUUAUUUUAACUUAAGUAUAGGGGGCAGUAUUUUCGUUUUUGGCUAAAAAACGUACCCAUUUGAAACUGCCUAUUUCUCAGCCCCCGAAACUAGAAUAUGCAUAUAAUUGUCAGACUAGGAUAGAAAAUACUCUAAAGUUUCCAAAACUGUCAAAAUAUUGUCUGUGUUUUUAACAGAACUGAUAUUGCAGGCGAAAACCUGAGGAAAAUACAAUAAGUGCCUCUUUUUUUGAAACCUCUGUUCUUAUGCAUGCCUAUCAUCUAUUUAAAGGGAUAUCAACCAGAUUCCUUUUUCUAUGGCUUCCCUAAGGUGUCAACAGUCUUUAGACAUCGUUUCAGGCUUUUAUUUUGAAAAUUGAGUGAGAACGAUCACAUUGCGUAAGUGGUUAGGUAUGGGCUCUGAGUGAGUUUUGCGCAACAGAGAAAGGCGGCCAUUGUUUCUCCCGGUCCUAUUGAAAACCAACACUCCCGGUUGAUAUAUUAUCGAAUAUAUAUUUGAAAAACAACCUGAGGAUUGAUUAUAAAAAACGUUUGCCAUGUUUCUGUGGACAUUAUGGAUAUUAUUUGGAAUUUUCGUCUGCGUUGUCGUGACCGCUCUUUCCUGUGGAUCUCUGAGGAUAACGCGCCAAACGAACGAAGGUAUUUGGAUAUAAAAAUAAUCUUUAUGGAACAAAAGGAACAUUUGUUGUCUAACUGGGAGUCUCGUGAGUGAAAACAUCCGAAGAUUAUCAAAGGUAAACGAUUAAUUUGAUUGCUUUUCUGAUUUUCGUGACCAAGUUACCUGAUGCUAAGUGUACUUAAUGUUUUGUCGAGCGAUCGAUCAACUUACACAAACGCUUGUAUUGCUUUCGCUGUAAAGCAUCAUUUCAAAAUCUGAGACGACAGCUGGAUUAACAAAAGGCUAAGCUGUGUUUUGCAAUAUUGCACUUGUGAUUUCAUGAAUAUCAAUAUUUUUUAGUAAUAUUAUUUGACUGUGGCGCUAUGCUAUUCAGCGUUGCUGAUGACAAUUAUCCUGAUACCGGAAUGGGUAGAUCAGAAAGGUUAACAGUUUUAGGAAAGUUAGUGUUUUCUAUCCAAAUCUACCAAUUAUAUGCAAAUCCUAGCUUCUGGGCCUGAGAAACAGGCAGUUUACUUUGGGCACGCUUUUCAUCUGGACGUCAAAAUACUGCCCCCUAGGCUAAAGAGGUUAAUAUGUGCAUCUACGACUUCGUACCCACAGUGACCGUAGUUCAUAUCCCAACCAGAAGCAAUGGAUUACAGGCAAGAUACACACUGAGCUAAAGGCUAGUGCUUCCGCUUUCAAUGAGUGGAACACUAAUCCGGACCCUUAUAAGAAAUCCCGCUACGACCUCAGACAAACUAUCAAACAUGCAAAGUGUCAAUACAGGACUAAGAUCGAAUCCUACUACACCAGCUGUAAUGUGGCAGGGCUUGCAAGCUAUCACAGAUUAGAAAGGGAAACCCAGUGACGCAAGCCUAGCAGACGAGUUAACUGCCUUGUAUGCUCGCUUCGAGGCUAGCAACACUGAACCAUGCAUGAGAGCACCAGCUGUUCCGCACGACUGUGUGAUCAUGCUCUCCGUAGCCAAUGUGAGUAGGACCUUUUUACACAGGUUUACAUUCAAAAGUCUGCAGGGCCAGACAGGUUAUCAAGACGCGUACUCCGAGAAUGCGCUGACCAGCUGGCAAGUAUCGUCACUCACAUUUUCAGUCACUACCCAGUCUGUAAUACCUACAUGUUUCAAGCAGACCACCAUAGUCCCUGUGCCCAUGAACACCAAGGUAACCUGUCUAAAUGGCUAUUGCCCCGUAGCACUCACAUCUGUAGCCAUAAAAUGCUUUGCUCACAUCAACACCAUCAUCCCAGACACCCUGGACCCACUCCAUUUUGCAUACCGCCACAACAGAUCCACAGAUGAUGCAAUCUCUUGCACUCCACACUGCCAUUUCCCACCUGGACUAAAGGAACACUUAAGUGAGGAUACUGUUCAUUCACUGCAGCUUAGUGUUCAACACCAUAGUGCCCUCCAAGCUCCUCAGUAAGCUAAGGACCUUGGGACUGAACACCGCCCUCUGCAACUGGAUCCUGGAUUUCCUGACGGGCCGCCAUGCUGACCCUCAGGGGUGCGUGCUUAGUCCCUUCCUGUACUCCCUGUUCACUCAAAACUGCGUGGCCGCGCACGACUCCCAACACCAUCAUUAAGUUAGCAGACGACACGAUGGUGGUAAGCCUGAUCACCGACGACGAUGAGACAGCCUAUAGGGAUGAAGUCAGAGACCUGGCCGUGUGGUUCCAGGACAAGAACCUCUCCCUCAACGUCAGUAAGACAAAGGAGCUGAUCGUGGACUAUAGGCAACGGAGGGCUAAAUGCACCAUCAUUCACAUCGACAGGGCUGUAGUGGAACAGGUUGAGCGCUUCAAGUUCCUCUGUGUCCACAUCACUAAGGAUCUAUCAUGGUCCAAACACACCAACACAGUUGUGAAGAGGGCACAACAAUGCCUCUUUCCCUUCCAGGAGGCUGAAAAGAUUUGUCAUGGGUCCUCAGAUCCUCAAAAGGAGCUACAGCUGCGCUAUAUAGAGCAUCUUGACUGGCUGCAUCACUGCUUGGCAUGGCAACUGCUUGGCUUCCAACCUCAAGGCGCUACAGAGGGUCGUGCUUAUGGCCCAGUACAUCACUGGGGCUGGGCUCCCUGCCAUCCAGGACCUCUAUACCAGGUGGUGUAAAAAUUAACACUAUAUAGUCAAUAGGGUGCUGUUUAGGACACAAACCUCAGGUUUAGAGUUAGAUAGUCAGUCUGAAUCCACUCUGGUUUGAAACCCUGGUGAGGCUGUGCUGACAGGGAGUAACGGGAGGGAAUGGCCCAUAGUAAUAGGAAAGAGUGGUCCACUCCAUUGUUUACUGUGCAAAGUCACAGGGAAUUUGGUUUGACCCCCUUGAUUUUGUGUCACAUGGACUUCUUCAUGGUUUAAGGUUUAAGUGGGGUGUUGAAAGUGUAAUCGUCUCUUAGUGGUGGAUGGAUCCAUUAAUUUUGUCAAAUUAGAUAUUCUAAUUUUGCUGAAAAGCAACAAUUUACUACUAUUAAACAGGAUUCUUUUCUGUAGUAUAGUGAGACUGUUUAGACGUUUUGUAAAAAAAAAUAAAAAAGCGUUUUUAUGCUUUUUAAAAUGAAUUUCCAUGUAAAUGAACAAUAAAAUGUAUUGUUGAAGAAAAUGAACGUGUAUUUUUGCAGGGCAUCGUGAAACUAGACAUUUUCCUGUUCCCCCACCUAAGUUAACCACCAGACUCACAGACAUGGAGGGUAAAGAAGAGAUCAGUGACACAGACAGUGGUAUCAUUCUCCAUUCUGGCCCUGAUAGUCCUGCCACCAUUAUGAAGGACGUGACCACUCACACCCGGGCCGUCAAGCUCAAGCACAAGUCACUGGAAGACCGGCUAGAGCUCUGCCUACUGGAGCUGAAGAAGCUUUGCAUCCGAGAGGCUGAGCUGACUGGUCGGCUGUCUGCAGACUACCCUUUGCUGCCUGGGGAGAAGCCACCUCAAAUCCGCCAACGAAUCGGAGCUGCCUUCAAACUAGACAAGCAGAGCAUCCCACAGGGAGCAGUGAAUUCUGAGCUGAACUCUGUGGAAGCUGAGCUAUCCCUGCAGCUGCAGAUAACCAAAGCGGUCCAAAGACUGUGCUGUGAGGAACACCAGAGCAAGGCGGUGAAGAGAAGCCGGUUACAGCAGUGCAAGCGUGAGGAGAAGAAAGUCAUUCAACUGCAGGAAACAGCAAUUCAGCUGCGCCUACAGCACAGGCGGUCUUCACCACGGCCAGACUGCACUAGCACACAGAGAGAUCAGGGCACUUCUGAUGAUAGCUCUCUGUCGGAUUCGGUACUGCUCGACGAAGUAGAGGAGAUUAGUCAGUCAUCUCAACCAUCCGUGGAGCUCCCUCACCUAGGAGGACCAGUAGAUCCUCCCCAGCCUGCUCUUGACCCCUCACAACCCCCUGGGCCUAGCCCCCACCAGCCUCCCACUACUACUCCAACCCUGGAGGAGCUACAGUCACGUUUCAACACCAGCCUGGAAUUGGAGGCCCCUCCCAUCGAGCACUCGCCCUGGACAGAGUCCAGUCUGGACCAGCCUUACCAGAAGACCAAGAAGAAGUCACGCUCUGGUAGCAGCAAGUCAUGUAGUCCAGCCACGACCCCUGUGUUGCCUCCUGUGGACGCCUGUUGUAGAGACACGGCCCUGACACUGCAGUUCUCCUCCCAUCUCAAACUGAGCUACACCCAGUCCAACAGCGCCCCAUCCACCCCGGAGAUGCACCUUCGCCGCCAGCUCUCUCUCAGACUUCCCAGCAUUGAGCCUCCAUUGAACCUGGAUAAGGAUCGAGGACGUACCCGUGUUCCCAGGAGGCUACUAACGGAUUACGUGGUAACGUCUCCAGGCGAGUCCCCUGUCCUGAGGGCAGGCUACGGAAAUCCCAUAUACCAUUCCAGCUCUGAGACUGAGGACAGUAACUCUGAACACUCUGCCCCAUCCUACACCAGUUCACCAUGUCGUGAGAUGCCUUGUGACCUGCCCAGGCAGUCUCAGCUCACCUAUAAGUACCAACACUCCAGCCCCAAUGACAGUCAUCGACCAAUGGCCUACCCCCCAGGCCCCAGCUUCUACCAGAACCCCCAGCACCAGUCCAGCCCCAGCUUCCACAGGGGUUACUAUGACGACAGGAUGGUCUACCCUUCAGAGAUGGACAUGACCAGGCUGUAUCAUGGCACCCCGCUCCCCUGUCACCCCAGCCAGUAUGAGCACUGGUACGAGGAGGCCCCUUUGCACCCCCAGCGGGCUCUCAGGUCCCUGCCCCCUCACAUCAGACUGUCCCGCGCCCCUUCGCUCCGGGAGUAUCCCCACCACCCAUCCAGAGGCCUCCCCCAGCAGGUGGUAAACGAAGAGCUCAAGUCGUGGCACCAGCGCAAACAGUUCAGACCUCGCUCCCUGGACAGACAGGGCACGGCCAGGGUGAGGAGUGUACAGUCACCUCUCACCCAGCACAACAAGUACCAUGAACAGGUUCCCCAGAGACGUGUCAUCCAGAGGGCAGCGGACGGGUCCCAAGUACAGUGGUUUGUGGAUGACAACUCUGAGAUCGUCAGUCAGGUGUAGGACUAGUGAGAGGGCCCCCAGUGCCACCCUCUCUCUGGAAAGCUUUGACCUCCCCUGGCCCACAGAGCCCUAUUUAUUAAUUAAUUUAUUACAUCACUGGACCUGGUGCUGAUAUGAGAUGAGAGAGAGCGAGAGACUGGGAAUAAUAUCAAAGAGGAUCUGAGGCUUUAUAUUAUUUACUUCAAAAUGUUACCUGGGCAACAAGAAAGUCAACUUAAGGCACAAAGCAACAGACCACAACGUUCCCCUGGUGCCUCCCUUUUUACUGAAAGAGCCGCUGUGUUGAACAUUCUUUCAUGGUUAGUUUGUUAGCUGUUUUUUGUACGGAUCUAUUGAUGUGUUAAGUACUAUCGAAAAUGUUUCUAAAAUAUAUUUAGAUGUUGUUUUUAUAAAAGGAAAAAGUUUCUCUUUAGAAAUGAAUAAAUAAUGAAAUAAAGAUUUAUACUGUUAA
Molecule: messenger RNA, 14404 nt
Organism: Salvelinus fontinalis (brook trout)
Lineage: Eukaryota; Metazoa; Chordata; Actinopteri; Salmoniformes; Salmonidae
Product: innate immunity activator protein-like
Exons: 9
Coding region: 12100-13953 (617 amino acids)
Biological process (GO): adherens junction maintenance; positive regulation of protein ubiquitination
Source: RefSeq, a predicted model, not a curated record